CGGGGGCAUUCCGAUUCUGUCUUUUUGGUUUCUCCAAUGGAGUCUGUGUCUGCAGCGCCAAGUAACGAUGAGGGAGGAGCAACGACAGAGCCGACGGAGCCACAGAGAAAGCGUCGCUGGUUCCAGUUCGCGUUCAGGGAGGCGACAAUGUACGUCCUGUCGUUUAUGACGUGACCAAGCGUCCCUUCGACCGGGUGAGCGACGUCAAGCAGUUCCUCCUCGGGGUCCCCCUCUACCGUUUCGCCCUCACUGAUGUGAAGCUGACGAGCUGCAGCUGCGGAGAAUUGGGGAACGACACGUACCUCACGGACCUGCACGAGGGGUAUGUGCCAUGCCACGCACCAGCGCACCACACCGCCUGUCGGACCCGUACGUAUCGUGUGUGUUCGUGUGUGUGGUGUGUUUGUGCAGGCUGGGGAAGAGCCGUGACGAUCCGUUUGUCGUGCACCUCGAGAUGCCGAUGCCAAAAGAUCUCAAACGCGCAGCACGUCCAUAAUGGGCUUCGAUCGGCUAUUGCCCCACCGUGCGGCGGAGCGGUCGCUGACCGAGAGGGAGGGAGCCGUCGCACGCCAUGCCCAAGGACGAGAUAUCGAAGCGGCUUGAGAAGAAGCUUAAGAAGACCAAGAGCAUCCUCACCUACCGCGAGAAGGUCGGAAUGGGCUACAAGACCACUGAGGAGAAAAUGGCCACGGACCUGACGGCGGAGGAGCUGCUGGACAAGCGGGCCAAGGGGAACGGAGACAAGUUCUCCCGAUUCUAGCCUGACGGGAUGGACAGGGG
Vitrella brassicaformis is the source of this 780-nucleotide messenger RNA. The record is from the annotation of a GenBank genome assembly. Lineage: Eukaryota; Vitrellaceae.